Malaya genurostris is the source of this 3330-nucleotide messenger RNA. RefSeq lists its product as uncharacterized. NCBI's taxonomy places the organism in Eukaryota, Metazoa, Arthropoda, Insecta, Diptera, Culicidae. The transcript has a single exon. The coding region runs from base 1 to 3330 and encodes 1109 amino acids. The record is from RefSeq and is a predicted model, not a curated record.
AUGAGUAUCCCGAAUGGACAGCAGCAUGCCUUUCUGCAGCAACAAGGCCAACAGCAGCAAGUUCCUCCAGCUACGGAUGAGCUCCUUCGUCAGUGUUUGCACCUGAUGACACAAGUUCUCCAGCAACAGCAGAACAGUCAGCAGUCACAAGAGAACUUCAUCAGGCAAGUCGUUUCGGAAGUGCAUGCGGGCGCAGCACCCAGUCCGGAACAAAUUCUCGAUUCCCUUGCUGGGAAUAUCAAGGAGUUCCGCUACGACGCGGACAGUAGCAUCACGUUUGCAGCCUGGUUCACGAGGUACGACGAGCUGUUCGAAAAGGAUGCUGCUCGGUUGGACGACCAAGCGAAGGUCAGAUUGCUGCUCAGAAAGCUGGGAACAUCUGAACACGAAAGGUACGUCUCUUUUAUUCUGCCGAGAACACCGAAGGAACAUACUUUUGCAGACACGGUCGCAAAAUUGAAAAGUUUGUUCGGGGCGAAAGAGUCGGUGAUCAGCAGGCGAUACAGAACCCUUCAGAUCGCUAAACAACCGACCGAAGAUCACAUCGCUUACGCCUGCCGUGUGAAUAAGCUCUGCGUCGAGUUCGAGCUGGGAAAGUUGUCAGAGCAACAGUUCAAGUGCUUGAUGUUCGUGUGCGGACUAAAGUCUGAGCGUGAUUCAGAGACUCGGACCCGACUCCUGUCACGGAUUGAGGAGAACAAUAACCUCACGUUGGAGCAAUUAUCGAAUGAAUGCCAGCGUCUCAUCAAUCUCAAACACGAUAAUGCUAUGAUCGAAUCUGCUGCAUCUUUCGAUCAGGUUAAUCAGCUCAAGCAGAAAUAUGACAGUAAUCGUAACAGACGUCAGCUGUCUCCCAGGUCAGAUGCGAACAACACAAAGCGGAAACCCGAUACUCCGUGCUGGUAUUGUGGUGCGUUCCAUUAUGUUCGUGACUGCCCGUACAAGAACCGUCAAUGUCCCGAUUGUAGUCGGUACGGUCAUCGUCAAGGAUACUGUGCAAGUUCCAAGAAGAAGAAGAGAGGUGGAAAACGUUCGGUGGCCAGCAAGGUUGUCGUUGUCAACAUGUGCAACGUGCAGAGGCGGCGGAAAUUUGUCUCCGUUGUGCUAAAUGGAACUCACAUCCAUCUUCAGUUAGACACAGCGUCCGACAUCACGGUCAUCAGCAAACCGAUCUGGCGAAAGGUCGGUAGUCCCAGAUUAUCACCAUCUACAGUGAAGGCGAAAACAGCAUCUGGGAACAUUUUGUCAUUCGAAGGUGAAUUUCGAUGUGACGUCACCAUCGGCGGAAACACUCGCAGCGAAAUUAUCCGGGUAACUGAAAAGCAGCUGCAAAUUCUCGGAUCUGAUUUGGUCGAUAGCUUCGAUUUAUGGUCCGUGCCAAUGGAUACUUUUUGCUGCCAGGUAUCUAGUUCUUCGACUUCCAGCGCAGCGCUUAGUUCUGCAUUUCCAGAAGUUUUCAGUGAGAAACUUGGGCUCUGCAAUAAGGUACAGGUGAAGUUAGACGUAAAGGAUCAGUGCAAGCCCAUUUUCUGUCCCAAACGCCCGGUUGCGUACUCUAUGUACAACGCAGUCGAUCAAGAGUUGGACCGGUUACAGCAGCUGAACAUCAUUACACCGGUCGACUACUCGGAGUGGGCAGCACCAAUCGUCGUAGUGCGCAAAGCAAAUGGUGCCAUUCGUGUUUGCGGAGAUUAUUCUACAGGACUCAACUCCGCUCUUCAGCCUCACCAAUACCCGCUCCCUCUUCCGGAAGACAUCUUCGCUAAGCUGGCUAACUGCAAAGUUUUCAGUCAGAUCGAUCUUUCGGAUGCAUUUUUGCAAGUUGAGGUCGACGAGCAGUUUCGUCAUCUGCUCACCAUCAACACGCACCGUGGUUUGUUUCAUUACAAUCGUCUUCCACCUGGUGUAAAGGUAGCACCGGGUAUCUUCCAGCAGCUCAUCGACACCAUGCUAGCCGGGUUGGAAAAAGUUUCCGGUUAUCUCGAUGACGUUAUCGUUGGCGGUGAAGACGAAGCAGCUCACAACCGCAACCUGAAAGCAGUUCUUCAGCGAAUCCAGGAUUUUGGGUUCACCAUUAGAGCCGAAAAAUGUACCUUCGGCAAGAAGCAGAUACCGUAUCUGGGCUACAUUGUUGACCAUCGAGGUCUGCGUCCAGAUCCAGCCAAAAUCGAGGCAAUAGUGCAGCUUCCGCCUCCCACUGACGUUCACGGUGUACGUUCCUUCCUCGGGGCGAUCAAUUAUUACGGGAAGUUUGUCCCGAACAUGCGAAUGCUUCGCUUCCCGCUGGACAAUCUGCUGAAAUCGCAGUCGAAAUUCCAGUGGACAACGGAGUGCCAGCAGGCAUUCGAGCGUUUCAAGCAGAUUCUCACCUCAGAUCUUCUACUAACGCACUACGAUCCGAAAAAGGAGAUCAUUGUUUCUGCUGACGCAUCUUCAGUUGGUGUUGGAGCCACAAUCAGUCACAGGUUCCCAGAUGGCUCCAUCAAAAUAGUACAGCAUGCUUCCAGAGCACUUACGAAGGCAGAGCAGAACUACAGUCAACCGGAUCGUGAAGGUCUAGCUAUCAUCUUUGCCGUCACCAAGUUUCACAAAAUGAUCUUCGGACGGCGCUUCUUGCUGCAGACUGACCACGCUCCGCUGCUCCGAAUCUUCGGGUCCAAGAAGGGCAUACCGGUAUACACAGCCAACCGGUUACAGCGCUUUGCCCUCACUCUACUGCUGUACGAUUUCACCAUCGAGUACGUUCCCACUGAUAAGUUCGGUAACGCCGACGUGCUGUCCCGGUUGAUAAAACGACACGCGCGACCAGAUGAAGACUACGUCAUCGCCAGCAUAAUUCUCGAGAAGGAUGUUAGGUCAGUAGCAGUUGAUACAGUAGAUGCGUUGCCUCUUACUUUCAGAAACGUCGCUCGAAGUACCCAAGCUGAUCCAGUUCUCCGGAAGGUCUAUCGUUUUAUAACCGACGGUUGGCCUCAAGCGAAAGCAAUCGAUCCGGAGCUACAACGAUUCCAAGUCAGACAGGAAUCCCUCACUACCGUUGAUGGAUGCAUACUGUUCGCUGAUCGGCUCGUCAUCCCAGCUCAGUACCGCAAGCGUUGUUUAGAUCAGCUUCACAAUGGUCAUCCUGGUACACAGCGUAUGAAGGCCAUCGCCAGGAGCUACGUCUAUUGGCCAUCCAUCGACGAAGACAUCGCCGGUUAUGUGAAAACAUGUCGGCAUUGUGCAGCGACUGCCAAGUCACCGCCUCACGCCGUCCCAGUGCCGAAGGCAUCGGGACCUUGGCAGCGUGUUCACGUAGACUUCGCCGGUCCCAUCGACGGUGAGUACUAA